AUGGGAUUAGGGGUUGUAAACAAAAAGCAACCAAUUACGCCAGUCUCUAAAUUCCAAACAAUGUUUGGAGUUGAUAAAAGAGCUUUGGCUGCUUUUAGAGUAUGCAUUGGCUUAAUCGGAAUGUACGAUAUAAUUGAAAGAUGGCCUGAUAUUAAAGCUCAUUAUUCUGAUGAAGGAAUUUUACCAAGAUCAACAGUUUCAGAAGUAUUUUGGAAUAAAUCAUGGUUUUCAUUUCAUAUGAUGAUUGGAUCAAUUGAAGGUAUUCAAAUUUUAUUUUUAAUUAAUAUACUAGUUUGCUUUUUAUUAACUAUUGGGUAUCGUUCAAGACUUAAUAUGUUUUUACAUUACCUUUUUGUAAUUUCAUUACAAGCCAGAAAUAAUGUUGUUGGUCAUGGUGGUGAUGUUUAUCUAAGAGUAAUUUCAUUCUUUGGUAUCUUUCUUCCAUUAGGUUCUGUUUUUUCAAUUGAUAGUGCUUUCAAAAGACCAGUUUUAAGAUUAGAAAAAAAGAAAUUUGUUUUAACUAAUUUUGUAACAUUUUCAAUAAUUUGUCAAGUUAUAUUUUUAUAUGUAUUUUCAUAUGUACAUAAAACUGGAGAUGAAUGGAGAGUUGAUUAUACUGCAUCAUAUUAUGCAUUACAAUUAGACUAUUUCCGUACAUUUUUAGUUGACUAUAUUAUUGAAUUUCCAAAUGCUUUAAAGUUAAUGACUAUACUUGUAUUGUAUUAUGAAGGAUUUGGAUCGGUGUUAUUCUUUUCACCAGUUUUCACAGCACAAAUUAGAGCAUUGGGUGCAUUUGGGUUCACAAUGUUACAUAUUGGGUUCGGUGCUUUCAUGAGGUUAGGUAUUUUCAGUCCAACUUGUGCAACUGGUACAUUGAUAAUUUAUCCAACUUGGUUUUGGGAUAAACUAUUCAACUAUUUAAGAACUCGUGAAAGAACAGAUUUCAAAAUUUAUUACAAUGGUCGUCAUGGGUAUAACAUAACAGCAUUGGUUUCAACAUUUCUCUUAUUACCAGACGUUGAAAUUUCACCAACUCCAAUUUUCUCUGAUCAAGAAUGUUGUUUCAUUCAAACUAAUAAUGGAUUACAUAAUAUCUUUUCACCAAGUGGUUUAAUUGGUAAUAAUAAUAAUGUUAAUAAUGGUAAUGAUAUAAAUGAUGGUGCAAAUCAAAAUGAUCAUAUUAAUGAACAAUUAAAUAAUUGGAUAAUUACAAGAGAUAUUAAAGGUAAUCAAUAUACUGGUUAUAAAGCAAUGGUAUCAGUUUGUAAAGUGUCACCAAUACUUUGGCCAUUGGUUUCAGUUUUAGAAUUACCAUUGGUGACAUUGUAUGGUAAAAAAGUAUUGAAGUUGAUGGAAAGAAUCAUUGUUUUCAUUUCUGAUGAUAUCCUAGUACUAAAGCCAAAAUCAUUAACUAAAGAACAACAAACUCAAAUUCAACAAAUUCAAAAUCAAAAACAACAACAACUAUUACAAAAACGUAAUGAACUUUUAAAUGGUACUCUACUAGAUAGUAGUAAUGAAGAUAUCAUCGAUAAUAAUAAUAAUAAUAACAAUAAUAAUAGUGAAGAAAAUAAUAAUGAAUAUGCAUUAUUAAAAAGUGAAGAAGAAAAUGAAAUUAAUUGUAAUUAUCAACGUAAAUUAAUUAGAAAUAAAAGAGUUAAAAGAAUGUUUAAAGGUUUAUUAUUUAAUGUUUGUGCGGUUAUGGGUAUAAUAUUUGCAUUGGGUUGGAAUUGUAAUAAUGUGAAUUGUGGUAUACCAGUGACAUUACCACAAUCUAUCAAUUGGUUAGUAUUUAUGACUAGAAUGGAUCAAAUGUGGUCAAUGUUUUCACCAAGACCACCAGCACAACAUUGGUGGUACACUUUUGAAGGUGAGCUUGAUGAUGGAACUCUUGUUGAACUUUGGAAUAAUCAAGGUUUAUUCACUUGGAUACCAAAUGUCGAGCCUUAUACACGUGAAAAACCAAAUCCUUAUCCUGACUGUAUCGGUAAUCAUCGUUGGUUUAAAGUUUAUGAAAAUUUAAAUAGUGGUGGAAGUUUUGAAACAAUUAGAAUGGGUCUUGGAAAAUGGAUUUGUAGAGAAUACAAUACUCGUCAUAUUGAACAUGAACGUUUACAUCGUUUCAAUAUAGUUUUCCGUAAUGAGCAACAACAUUUAAAUAAUACUCGUUCUCCUUUACCUGAUCAAAUUUUAUGGCAACAUAUUUGUUAUAAUAAACCACAAAAUUAA
This is a messenger RNA of Dictyostelium discoideum AX4, 2229 nucleotides long. RefSeq lists its product as hypothetical. The transcript has 3 exons. The record is from RefSeq and is a predicted model, not a curated record. Lineage: Eukaryota; Evosea; Eumycetozoa; Dictyosteliales; Dictyosteliaceae. Bases 1 to 2229 code for a protein of 742 amino acids. Gene Ontology annotation, cellular component: endomembrane system.